AAUGAGAUUUUGACAUAAAUAUUGGUUUGAAAACUGCAUUCACAACCAUUGCUACCACUAUUUGACCCAUACUUUCAUACAUUACAUGUGUCUCUCUAUCACUACUUUUAUUUAAAUUUCAAUUUUUGUCAAAACUUUUUUAUUUGUAAAACAUUUUGCUUUCACUGAUAAACUCAUUGAAAGUUUUUAUAAGUGAAAAGUUUGCAUAUUUUGAUGACAUCUAUUGAAAUACCUAACUAUGGAUACGCCUAACGACGAUAAGUGUCGAAUGGAUCAAAUGAGUGAUCGACUCUUUGGCCUGAGUUUACGGCAAACCAAUGAUGACAUGUAUGGCGAGGGCAGUAGUAGUUGCGGGUCUUCCGGUUGUCGACUGCAACCUCCAGUUCUUUUAUCGCGACAAACCUCUUACAUAAUUGAUUCAAUGGACAGAUUUGGCGACGAUAUGAUGGAACUGAUUCUCUCUUAUCUAUCAUUCAAUGAUAAAGUGACGUUAGAAUCGGUGUCCAAACAAUGGCAACGAGUCGUAUACAACACACAGACUGAACUGGUUUUGAACCGAUCGGACACUGAAGAGCACAAUACGUUGAAUAAGCUGUUGAAAGACAUUGAAGUGACCGACUAUGCGACCGGUUUUGCCAAUUACGCCGGUUUUAAGGCCAUCGACAAACCCUCACUCGAAUCGAUUCUUAAGAAAUGUCCACUUCUUCGGAAACUCAAUUUUCAGUGUUAUAUUGACGGAGAUAUCAUGCAAAUGGUUGGUAAACACUGCCAUUAUCUCAAAUCAAUUGAAUGCAAUCCAAUUGGUCUGAAAGAGUCAACAUUAAGAGAGUUUGGUCGCAAAUACGGCGAUAAAUUGCAAGUAAUCCGAUUCAAUGACUCCAACUAUUGCAGUGCAUUCCUCAAGAAGUUCUUCAUUUAUUGUCAAAAUGUAAGAGAAGUCUACACUGAAGACAAUUCUGCUUUCAUUUGUGAUGACCCAAUGUUUUUGCCCAAACUUGAAGUCAUUAAGUCGAUAGACAUCCGAACGGAACAAUUAAACCAAUUGAAGAUAUUGAGUGACAAAUAUUGGGAGACAAUGAAGACCAUCAAAAUCUAUACCUAUCAUAUGAUAGGUCAUCAGUUGAAGAAUGCCUUAACCCAUAUCUCACAGUUUAAUAAUCUGGAAUCGUUGGGACUGUCGAUCAGUAUUUUCGAUGAAGACAUUCAAGUGAUUGACGAAAAUAUCGCCGAAAUUUCCAAAAACUGUGUUAAACUCAAGAAAUUGAAUUUCACACUAAAUAACGAGUCUGUGAUUUCUAAUAAGUUUUUCAAUGCCUUUAAUAAACUGCAAUCAAUUGAAAAGUUGAGUCUCGAGUUCUUUGAGAUCACCAAAAAACUGGACGGAAGUGUCGAAUGCCUCAAAAACUGCUCAAAACUUCGUCAUUUAGUCAUUUCGUAUAAAGAACUCACUGAAGAAUUUUUUCAAAACAUUCAUUUAUUUCUACCAAAUCUUAAGAUCAUUGAUAUCGACUCAGAUAAACAAAUGACAAAUAAAUUUAUGGAAUCGAUGUCGAAGUUAGCAAAUCUCAAGAAAAUUGUUUUAAGACAUUCAUCCAAUGCACACAAAGAUAUGACCGAUGAGGGCCUUUGUUUGGUUAUUAACAACUGUUCACUGUUGCAGACAAUGGUGUUCAGCGCCCGUCCAAACAUAACACAUAAGACUAUUGAAGUGUUGAUCAACUCAGCCCUCUUAAGACCCAAAAUUAACAUCAAUUUUAGCUGCGGUUUCUCCGGUGGUGGAGAUGAGGGAGAGUUCGCCACAAUUGAUAUCAAUAAUUUUGUCAAUAAAAUGCCAGAAAAUCUUAAGAUCAGUAUUGAUAUGGGAGUUGUCAAUGAAGAUAAUAAUAACGUAUAAUUUAUUAAAUAAAUAACUUAUUCACUAUUUGUUACUCUAAUAUCAAUAAAUUUAUUUAU
Oppia nitens is the source of this 1953-nucleotide messenger RNA. RefSeq lists its product as uncharacterized. Gene Ontology annotation, cellular component: SCF ubiquitin ligase complex. Gene Ontology annotation, molecular function: protein binding. Gene Ontology annotation, biological process: SCF-dependent proteasomal ubiquitin-dependent protein catabolic process. NCBI's taxonomy places the organism in Eukaryota, Metazoa, Arthropoda, Arachnida, Sarcoptiformes, Oppiidae. The transcript is spliced from 2 exons. The record is from RefSeq and is a predicted model, not a curated record. The coding region runs from base 239 to 1894 and encodes 551 amino acids.